CCUCCCUCUUCAACUUUCAGCGGCUUCCAUGUUAAUCAGGUUUUACAUGAUUGCUGCUGUGUGAACAAAUGUCAGCUCCGACUGGCAAGGUGCAAUACUGCCCAGCAUGUGAGGCCUGUAGCUAAUUGGAGCCCUGUAGCAUGGUACACCAGAAUUACGACAGAGAUCGGGGAGUAAAUACACAUGAAAUGGAUAACCGAUUAUCACAUGAGAAUGGCCCGUUGGCAGGAACUGUGGGCAAAGACGUGUGCAAUGACUAUAAUGAUAAAGGAAUGCAAGCAAGUACACCGAAAGUAUCUUGGACUGGCACAUGUGCUCAGGAUACAAGUUCCCCACUUCUGUCUGGAGACACUGUGUUUAUAAUUCCUACACCUCUCACCCGGGAUAAUGGAUCAGCCAUGUCCCCCAGAGAAGAGGUCAAAGGUGAGAGUUGGGAGAGGACCCGUUCAGAGAGGAAGACUAGCAGAGGCAGCAGAAGAGUGUUGCCCACCCCAUCACUGGUGUCCUCCUUCGACCUCAACGGCAAUGAAGAGCUUCCCACAGACAGGACCGAUACAUCUGAUGCAGCAGAAGAAGCUGAAGAGAGAACCUCGUGCAGUGAUCUCCAGGGUAAACUUUACAUUAAUAGAGUAUUCAACAUGAAUGCAGACAAGAUGUUUGAGCUUCUCUUCACCGACUCUCACUUUCUACGGAAAUUUGCAAAUGCAAGAAAAAUUACAGAUCUUGUUGUUGGUCGAUGGGAGAAAGACAUGAAUGGUUACCAGACAAGGACACUAAAAUAUGUGAUAACUAUCUCAAACCCUCUAAUCGGCAAGUUUUCAACAGCAACUGAGAACCAGGCCAUGUCCAAAGACAGCCAGACUGGUCAAUACUACCGGAUCGAUGCUGAGGUUACCACACAUGAUGUGCCUUACCAUGACUACUUCUAUACGCACAACCGGUACUGCAUUAUUAAGACGUCAAAACGCAAGUGUAGACUCAGAGUUUCCACAGAUGUCUGUUACAGGAAGCAACCAUGGGGUCUGGUGAAGACAUUCAUACAGAAAAACUCCUGGAGCGGAUUGGAAGACUACUUCAAGCACUUAGAAUCUGACCUGCUGACUGAAGAGGUCUUGCACAACCCUGUCUCUGCUGACCCAGGUCAGCCUGGACUUCGGAGAAGGCGCCGAGGAUUUGGCCGGGGUCUCACUGACCAGUUUGGCAGCUUAUCUCCAAACCUGGAUGCUAGCACACGAGAAGGCUACACAGAUAAAGGAAAUAAUUUGGAAAACAAACCAGCAAAUCAGAAUCAGAAACUGUCGAAGCUUGUGUUGAUCAUGAGUGCUAUUCUCGUUAUCCUAGCUGCCUUGAACAUGGGUCUAUUUUUUAAACUUUUGGAUGUAGAAGAUGUGGCCCAAAAGGUCUAUUUGUCGAACAAGUUAAGGAUGUCAGAGGAUCUGAGCGUCAGUUUAGAUCAAGAGAUGGUAAAGCAGGAACCGAAGCACAAGAGUUUUGCCCAACAUCUACAACUGCAGGCAGUGAUCAACGAUUCCAUUGUACUACUUGAACAGUUGAAGAGUUCACUUGCAGCAAUUCAGAAGAAUUUUGAGCUGCACAAUCGGACAAUGAAGAGUACAAGUGAAAUCUGAACAAACACUUCAUCAGUGAAGAAGAAAGAAAAUUUAAAUAGACGUUCAUAUGGUGCAACUGAAUCCCACUGAGUACAACCCAGUAUAGGUGAUGGACUUGUAUCCGGGUACGAAUCAAACCCGCAACCUUAACUCAGGUUAUUGUGCUUCCAGAUCAGUAAAGCUGAUACCCAACGAUAUAAAGCACACAUAUUCUGCAUUAAAUGUAAAUUCUACUGAGCCAUUGUUAACUUUCAAUGGUAAUGAAUAUUUUGUGAAUUUCAGCCGAUUUAAAAAUCAGUGAUGUUCAAUUAUAGUACUUAAAUCACUACGUCAGCAGGACUUUAUAGCAACUUUAAUUUCUACCUGUUAACAAUUCCAAGACUUGUUUGGCUGUGGACAUUGCUAAACAUGACUUCUCCAUUUUCGUAAAUCUAUUUCAUUUUAUAUAAGAACUGACAUCCUGUUAUUGCACACAUGGCUGAAGCUUGUACAUAACGCAAAGUAAUUAAUUUGAUUGCUGCUUAAUUUGGAUUAAAUCCAACGCAAUUUUUGAAAGAAAUUCUCGAUUUUAAGAAAAAUCAUUGGUGGAUUUUUGAUGCAUAUUAUCCUACAGUAAAGCUAGAUUUAUGACUCCCUAAAACAAGUUUUUUUUAAUGAAAUAACAAGCAGCAUCAGUUGGGGAUAUUUUGCUAUAAUGUUUACAUUUUGGAACAUAAUUAUUGCACCUGUAUUCAAAAUAACUUUUAAUAAUUUCUAAUGAUGUUUGAAGAUUUAAAUAACUUUGCCUGCAAUUUUCUGCUGUAAUCUUUGGUCCCUUUACUUGCUGGGCAAUGGAUCGGGAGAAAUCCAUAGGAAUGUCAAACUGAUGCAUUAAUGACUUUUGGCCACUCCAAUGAACACUAUUUUUUACUCUCCAUAGUUUAAACCCAUGAAAGAUCACAAUGUCAAAACAUUUUCUGUAAUUAAGGAAUAAAGGAUUUUCAAGUAA
This is a messenger RNA of Leucoraja erinaceus (little skate), 2598 nucleotides long. It is a transcript of the gene gramd1c, whose product is annotated as GRAM domain containing 1c. Gene Ontology annotation, molecular function: sterol transfer activity; sterol binding. The record is from RefSeq and is a predicted model, not a curated record. Lineage: Eukaryota; Metazoa; Chordata; Chondrichthyes; Rajiformes; Rajidae. The transcript has 13 exons. Bases 141 to 1628 code for a protein of 495 amino acids. Gene Ontology annotation, biological process: intracellular sterol transport. Gene Ontology annotation, cellular component: endoplasmic reticulum-plasma membrane contact site; plasma membrane; endoplasmic reticulum membrane.